ACUGAUGCCCAUUCCCUUCAUUUCGUUUUAUUUUCCUCAAUCCAAACGGCGCCUUCGGACGGCCUUGACUAGCAAAUCGGGUGAUUGCGUUAUAUUGAAGACAAUCAUGGACUCGUAUGCCAUACUCCUGCCAGAGCUCAGAUAGGACCCAAAAUGGAGAACGCCAGGGAAUCUCUUCAGCUAGCCAAGGAAGAGUCCGACCGCGUAUCCCAACUCACCUUCCCUCCUCACCGACCCCAUCUCGAUUCUAGCUUCUACGAGUAUUACGCCCUUCGCGGUAUCCGAGUCGACCGAGUCGAAGCUGGCUACGUUUCUUGCACUUUCAAAGUCCCUUCUCGCCUCAUCGAUAGGAAUGGAAAUUUGGCAUCAGGGGCGGUGGCCAACCUAGUGGAUGAAAUGGGUGGUGCUUUGGUCCACGUGGAAGGACUCCCCAUGAAUGUUUCAGUGGAUAUGUCCAUUUCUUACCUCUCAACUGCCAAACUUGAUGAUGAAUUGGAGAUUGUCUCGACACUUUUAGGUCGAAAAGGUGGUUAUUCUGGAACGCUUGUGAUCGUGAGGAACAAAUUAACAGGAGAGCUUAUUGCCGAAGGCCGACAUUCACUGUUUGGUAAACAUGCAAGCAAAAUGUGAUGUUAUGAUCACUGGAUGUAUGUAAUACAUGCAGAAACUUUUAUUUUGACAUCAGGGACAUGUUUCUACUUAGAUAAUGAAAUUUAUAAUUGCAUGUUAGCAAUAAGCGUUCAUUUUGAAAUUUGAAAGAAACUGGUGGAGAUUUAAAUCUUUUAAGUUUUAGUUGCCUUUUGUGCUUAUGUACAGAUCUUCCUACAAGUUUGCAUCUAGUUGUUAAAUAUACUUGAAUUUUGAAUCUGCUGUAUGUGUUAUUGUGUUUGAUGCAUGGUCAAACUUCAGAGCAGAAGAAACAAUGCCAAAUUCAUCUAUUGUUAUUAACUCUGUUUAAUUGGUGAGCUCACAUACCUGACCUGUGGAUAGCACAAGAAAUCUAAUCUUUCAAAUGGUCACUUGGUGGUAUUGCACAUCAAGUAAAAUUAAUUUAAUCUUCAUACAUUGGAAUUAAAUUAGCAGUAUCUAGAGUACACUGUCAGCUAAAAACAAUGAGCUGCAAGUGACAACAGUAACCACAGGAACAGUGUACAAAGGCAGAAGUAAUUGUGGAAUCCUGAGAAGGAUGUCUGCAACAGACACCGAGCUUUGUAUUCCUGUACUUGGAGAGUCAGAUUGCUGGAAAAAAAAUAGGUAAUUGGUGAUGAACUUUUCUCCCAAAGCAUCAACUGUGAAGGAUAGUGGCUUUGUAGAGUGAUUGCAACCAGUGUAAGAUGUAUACUUCUGUUGUAUCAGCCUGUCUAAUGGAGUUUGUGACAUAGACUGCGGUUGUUUGGUUAGUAAGACAGCACACUUGGGCGGUAAUUUCUGAUAUAAUUAAGUCGAAGUGGGUUCACGGUUGACUGAAAUCUUUUGAUGCUUCAUUCUUAAUUUUCAGCAGUGAUGUUGGCUGAAUAUAUUCCGAUUGUGACAAUUGCACCAACAGAGUGUAAGUUUGCCACCAGAAAAAACAUGCCAUGAGGCUCCCUAGGGUUUCAUAGGUUGCCUGAAGAUUGUCUCCUGCAGGAUUAUAGCCAGGGACAGUAUGGACAUACGGUGAAAAGCUGAACCUUUUGCUACCUUCUCAAAUUAGUAGGUCAUGGGGUAGCGGCUUUUUCUAUUUCUGUAGAUGGAACUGGAAGAUAUUCUUCUGGAACGAGAUACCAGACAAAUGGGAAGUCUGGAGUGAAUUCUAGCUGGACAUACAGAUAGACUUUGAGAUCACUAAGAUUUUCCAGGAUUAAUUGUUUGCUUCGAUGCCUGGAGAGUUCCCAUUCUACCGAAGCUCUUCUGCACAUUGAAUGGAACGAGCUGUAAUUUGUUCGGAAGUUUUCCGAACUUAAUGCCGCUGACUCUACAGAAGGGGAAGGGGUUCAAUGGUCUCUGCACUAUUUGAAACACGGGGAAAGGAAGUAGUUAUUCGUCUGCUAACUGCUUCUGCUUUAAUGUUGGAACUGGAUUAGUGGUUGGUAUAAUCAUCCAGAGUCAGAUAGAGCAGCUGAUGACGAAUUGUUUAUCUUACCAAAGAGAUGAUUGCACUUGUAUCUUGAAAUUUGUCAUUACAGAGUAAUUUGACAAGGCACUGGAUCGGAUUCUGAAAAUAAUUGGAUGUGAUCAUGAUAACAGUGCAACAAACGAGUCAUGGUUUUAGCAAAAUUUUGCUACAACUGGAAUAAGAAGCUCAAGCUGGAAUUAUUAUUAUUAUUAUUA
This is a messenger RNA of Coffea arabica (coffee), 2310 nucleotides long. NCBI's taxonomy places the organism in Eukaryota, Viridiplantae, Streptophyta, Magnoliopsida, Gentianales, Rubiaceae. The record is from RefSeq and is a predicted model, not a curated record.